CUUUAUUUGAGUUCAUUAUGAAGGAUGAUAAUGGAUCAAAGGUGACACGACUUAUUGUGUUUUCAUUUUGGAUUGUUAUUUUAUUGGGCUUACCAUUUUGGUGGAAGACAACUGAAGUAUAUAGAGCCAAUUUACCUUUUGCAGAAAUAGAUCAUUGGUACAAUAAACAGGCUUGUAAUUUCGUUUUACCAACUCAAUUUACUAUUUACAUUCCCUCAUCUUUUUCUUCUGUAAAUAAUGAACAAUUAAGAACAGACGUUGAAAAUAGAUUAUUAAAUAAAUUGAAAGAUUUGAAGUAUAAGGAUAAUUUUCCUAUCACUGUUAAUGUCAAUACUUGGUCUCAAGAUAAUAUAAAAGAACAUAAAGAGGCACCCAUUGGAAGUUACUUUAUUUAUGUUAAACAAGCGGAUAAAAUUCAGGCACAUAUAGGAAGCAAAAGGUCAAGCCUUUUAAAAAUUAAUACAAUAACGAUAGAUGCAAUUGCAGAAGCAUUAUCUAAAAUUAUUCCAUUAGUAUAUUUUAAUGAAUAUAAUAUUCUCGGAAAUAUUGCCUGUCAUACUGAAAGGAUAAACAAAGAUGAUGUUUCUAAUAUGCGAACACUUAAAUACUCUUCACGUUAUGAAAUAACAUUUAGUUUGAUGAAUAAUAAUCCAGAGAACAUGAGAGUAGAUUGGAAUAUUCGUGAAGCUAUUUACACUUAUCUUACACCUUUCUUAAAGGAAAUAUCUGUUAUGUAUAACUUCACUAUUGAUUCACAGAUUCAAAAUUAUGCACCUUUGUCACUUAAACCUAAUUUUAAAGAAAGAGAAGGCAAACCUAACUAUUAUUAUUUUGAACCUCAUCAUUUACCUCAUUUUGUUAAUUUUGCAGAAUGGAAUUUAGCAUCUACCAUUACUUCUUAUCCAAGUAUUAAUUUUAUAUUAUAUAUGCCUUCAUCAGAAGAAGCUCCUCUUCGUAUUCAUGACUCAAAAGGCCAACCAUUAUUAACUAAUGCCUUCCUUGUUCCUCGUUGGGGAGGUAUAGUCAUCAAAAAUCCUCCAAAGGCUGCAACUGAAGAAUAUUAUUUUACUAAAAAGGAUCUUCAGCCUAUUAUAAAGAUUUUUAUUUCACAAUUAAGAGGAUUAAUUGGAGUUCAUGAUUUGGAAAAUAACUUAAUAGGACAAUUUCCUUCAGAUUAUCAAGUAACAUUUGAAUUGGCAAAAAAUACGGGCAUCACGACACUAGAAAAAGAUAAUUUAAUUAGAAGACGAACACUUGAAAAUGUAGUGAAUACAAUUUCGACACUUAAAUCAUUAGCUCAGUUAGUAGAUGAAAUUCCAAAUAUGGUAGUACAGGAUCACAUCAGUAUCGAAGUACAUCAUUCAUUAGAUGCAUUAGAAGCUGUAAGGAUUGCGUUAGGUAAAGAAAAUUAUUUACAGGCUCUAGAGAGUUCAAUAGAAGCUAUUGAACUUGCUGAAAAGGCUUUCUUCGAUCCUACCAUGGUUUCGAUGCUCUAUUUCCCUGAUGAACAUAAAUAUGCUAUUUAUAUGCCUUUAUUUGUACCCAUUUCAGUUCCUCUCAUUAUGGCAUUACUGAAGGAAAUUAAAAAGAUGAAGCAACAGAUUAAAGAUACAAAGAAAAAAGAAGACUAAUACUGUAUAAUAUUAAAAGAAAAAAGAAAAAAAAAAGGAAGAGGAGUGGGGGGGAAAGAGGGGAGAAUCAUCAUAUAUUAUUAUUAGUGAAUA
Molecule: messenger RNA, 1724 nt
Organism: Cokeromyces recurvatus
Lineage: Eukaryota; Fungi; Mucoromycota; Mucoromycetes; Mucorales; Mucoraceae
Product: phosphatidylinositol-glycan biosynthesis class S protein
Exons: 10
Coding region: 18-1631 (537 amino acids)
Biological process (GO): attachment of GPI anchor to protein
Cellular component (GO): GPI-anchor transamidase complex
Source: RefSeq, a predicted model, not a curated record